AUGGUUAUAUCAGCCUUCUUUUCUCGUAUUGUGAUUCUUCUAGCAGGAACUCUUUAUCCAGGUUAUCGAAGUUACAAGGCUGUUAGAACCAAAGAUGUAAAAGAAUAUGUAAAGUGGAUGAUGUAUUGGAUUGUUUUUGCAUUGUUCCAUGCAAGCGAAGCUUUGGCUGAUAUUCUUUUGGCUUUUUGGUUCCCUUUCUAUUACGAAUUAAAAAUUGUUUUUGUUGUGUGGCUGCUGAGUCCCUGGACAAAAGGCUCUUCAAUACUUUAUCGAAAAUGGGUUCAUCCAAUGUUGAUGAAACACGAAGGAGAUAUUGAUGUAUUCUUGGAACAGGCUAAAAAUGAGUCGUACAGACAGGUUGUCAAUUUGGGAACUCUCGGAUUAUCCUGUGCCCGUGACAUUGUUGCUACUGCUGCUUUAAGAAGUGCACAACUUGGACAAGUUCAGCUAGCUGAUUUACAUCGUUCUUUGAGCACUAAAGAUGUAAAAUCAAAAUCCACCGAUGUUUGUAUUAUUGAAGAAAGUGAAAAACAAACAAAUAGUUGUAUCCAGGUUUCAAUCAAAGAAAAAACUGUUGUAGAGCAAGAACCAGGAGAUCCAAGAAUUGAAUGGGAAGCGGAAGCUUAAUUUUCCAAGUUUUUAAUUUUUAAUCUUAAAAACAUUCAGCAUUUUUAAAAACAAAAAAUUUUCCAAGUGCUGCUAAACCACCCAAACUUAAAAUUUAAUUUUUUUCAUUCUGUAAAAUUUUCCAAAAAGAAAAAUUCUCUUUUCCUGUUUGUCUUUUUGAUUAAUUUCUCCCUCAUUUUUUUGUGUGUGGUCAUACUGAAGGACCAUUGCCUCUUCCUCUCCCUAUUUUUUCUUAUUAUUUUCUUUUCAUUUUUCAAUUGUUAGAAUGAAGAGAAGAUCAUCUGGGGCUUUUAUUAAAAUUAUAUUUUGCGGACAAAACUUGCGGACUAAUUUUCCGACUUGCGGACUAAUUU
Messenger RNA from Meloidogyne enterolobii, 980 nucleotides. The record is from the annotation of a GenBank genome assembly. NCBI's taxonomy places the organism in Eukaryota, Metazoa, Nematoda, Chromadorea, Rhabditida, Meloidogynidae.